AUGUUGCCUGUGUCCAUAGUUGUGCCCAUCACGCGACUAGCCUUUGAGCCUGACUCGCCCAGGCCUUUGCCUCCGCGGUGGAUUCGUCCCCCGGACUUUGCCUCUGCCCCAGUUGUUCUUGCCUCCCACGAUUGGGACUGGUUUCUGGUGACACUCAUAGAAUGUUUUGCCUUGGCCCCGCACGAAGGCCAGCCUUUAGAGCCUUGCCUCCAAGAGUUCCUUUUCUCCUGGACUGUCUGCCCUCGCAUAUUAGCUUGCCUUCAUGUCCACGAGUGGUUGCCGCUGGUUCUUGCCAAUGAUGAGUGUACUCGCCGGGAGCUGAACCCCACAUGCCUCCUGCUCUGUCAGUGGGCCAUCGUGGCUGCCUCUAGCCUUGCUUUCCCGAGAGAAGAGCUUGAGGAAACAGGAACAGGGCGGCCUUUGCCUUCGCAUCUUGAUGCCUUCAUGCCUUCAGAAAUAGAUAGUGAGCAGGGAGCAGCUUGCAUGCGCGAUCGAGAGGCUGCAAGGGAAGUGGCCAGUUGUGUUGACAGCAGCCUGCUAAAUGAUGCCUUGGAGGAUUCUGUGCUUGCUCUGGGUAGGAGUGUAGUAGACAUUCCUUUGCCUUGGGAGCAGGAGAGCAUGAGCUUGGUGUUCGGUGAAGAUGACUCAGUGACAAAGCUUUUGGCAGGCCUCCCGAAGCACAUACCUGUGCCUGCUGUGUCCAGCACCAACAUUCAGCCUUCAGACCUUGUUGCCGAGCCACCGGCAAAACGCGCACGACAAAUGCCUGAGAGUGGGGAGUGUUUCAGGGUUGCUAUUUCUUCGAGGGCCUACGACAGUUAUGAGGAAAAGGAAGAGGCUCAAUGGCGACGUGCUCUUGAGAAGUGGCUGGUCAUUCUUACUGAGUGCCCGGGUUCGUCAUAUAUCGGAGAAACAGUUGCCAUCCAAAAGACGGAUGACGCGAUUGAAACCUUGCGUGAACUCUUUGGGCGAAAGAGUGGCAGUACAGUCAUGAAAAGGGGAUCGGCCCUCAUGGGAUACCUCUCAUGGGGGCGAAAGGAAUGCAGGGCCGAUGACCUGUUCCCUUUCAAGUCUGCGCAUCUAGAUGGAUACUUGAAGCACCUGAAGAGCGAAAAGAGGCCCGCCGGGGCUUUCACCAGUUUUCAGGAGUGCGUGAACUUCGCUAUACAUGUGGUCGGCAUUGCUGUCGACGAGACAGUCCUAGGACCGAAGCAAAGCACUGUGUGGAGCCAUUGGAGUAAAGGCGUCAUCGGUCAGGCUCAGCUGACCAAGGCAGAGCGGAAGCAGGCCACGGUCCUGCUUGUGGCAUACGUUGCAGCCCUGGAACGUAUGCUCGAAGAUGAGUCUGUUAACAGCUUUGAUCGUUACGCCUGCGGUGCAAUUUUGUUUGGGAUCUUCUCUCGGAGCCGAGUGUCGGAUUUGAGAAAAACAUUCGGUUGGUUCCUUGACUUCAGUGAACUUGGAAGUGGAGGGGAAGGUUUCAUAGAGUGCAAGACGCGAGACCACAAGACUGCCAAUGCUGUGGCUCAUACAGGUUUCAGCAUGCCCUUGGUUGCGCCUGCGCGAGGAGUUACAUCUUCAGCAUGGGCCGUGACGUGGGCCAAGGUUGCAGAAGAUGUCGGUUUGGGUUUUAGUUCCACCCGAGUAGGACCCGUGCUUCCUGCACCUGAUCAGAAGGGGGGCUGGACUCGACGAUGUGUCGAUUCGGGAGAGGUCACCAAGUGGAUGCGUGCGUUGCUUGACAAGGCUGGUUGCGAUGUGCCUGAGUCGUCGACCUCGCAUGCCAUCAAAGGGACGUCUUUAAGCUGGUGCUCUAAGUAUGGAAUGGAUAAGCAUACCCGCCUGCGCCUAGGACAUCAUAGCUCGGGCGACGGAUCCUUAGAUGCCUACGGGCGCGACAACCUUGCGCCAGCCCUCUUGAAAUACACUGAAAUGUUGGGAAGCAUCAGACGAGGUGUGUUCAUGCCUGACUUGAGCAGAUCAGGACGGUUCGCUGAUCGUCCGAUUGUGAAAGUCGAAGUGUCUGAGGAUGUCGAUGCUGUUGCCACUCCGUUAGCAGACCCUGCAACUUGUGGAGAACAGGGCCGCGAGAGUGAGUCGAGCGACAGCUCGAGCGAGUCGGAGCCUGAGUCCGGUGAUGAAUGGGUUAAGGGCGAGGACUUCCGGAUCAUGGGCUCGUUAACGGAAUCCACAGCAGCUUUCGCAUCGAGGGCGAAAGAGAUCGGCUUGACUCAAGCCGAUGUGGCCACGAUAACGGGGACCGGAGUGGAUACACUUUCCAAAUUAGCUUUUGCAACAGUACCGCCGGGCCAGUCCCCGAGCGAUGAUCAGGUACAGCGGCUCUUCGGGGCCACACCCAUUACGGCGGGGACGAUGGCUGCAGCCAAGCAUUUGAUCUUUGAGGCCCAUACCCUCGUAGUCCAAGAGUUAAAAACCCGAGUUCAGAGGGGAGACUCUGGAGCACCUUCGACGCUUGCCACCGCCGAGAGGGAAGAGCGCAUCACAGAGCAGCGCGCAAGGAUCACGGGCCUUCUGCAUCGUGGUGUCGAAGAACCUAGCCAUGCCUCUUAUGACUUGGUGUAUUCCAUGCUGUCAGCGGACUCCUUGACGUACUUAGGGCCAGAUAGGUUUCCAACCCGACAGUCGGAACUUCAGGGCAAGAAGCCGGGGAAGGAGCUCACCAUCGACGGAAACAGUGUGACGGUGAGGGACAAGGUGCCUCAUCAAACUUGCACAACGGGGACAGAACUUGAGCUUGCGCAGGCUCUGAGGCGUCGGGCCUUAGCAUUUGAUUUAGUCAAGUGCGCCAGUUAUGACACCAUGAAUCGGUAUCACUCGUCCUUGAUUCAUCGGCUGCAGGAGUUGCCACCGCCUACUUAUGUGAAGAUUUCGGUGGCACAGGUACUUAGGGCGGACAGGGCAGCUUUCACACGCAUUGCUGAAAAUCUUCCCUCAAUCAAGCGUCAGCCCGAUGGGACUUUGCCUUUAGAUCGAGCCCUUGAGAACAUUCUGCAGGAUCCCAGCAUCAGCUUCCACUUGUUACCUUUGAAAGGUGGAGAGAUCGAUGAUAACAAACGGAAGUGGACAGAUGACGCCAAAAAGACCGAUGAGCCGACCAACGAGACCAACGAAGGAAAGAGGUUGUGUUGGGCAUACAACAUUGAUGGAUGUCCCAAUGCUGCUGACGGCGAGGAGUGUCCUCGCGGAUGGCACUUGUGUUGCGAGCCAAAUUGCUUCAAGGCGCAUCCGUUGCCCAAGCACCGAAAGGUUAAAGGGGUCUCCUUGGAUGAAUGUCUCGUCUUAGAGGUCUCGCCGGGGUCGGGGCGAUUGAUUGCAUGCCUCAAGCAGCGACAGCUUGAUAACAGUUUUUCCGUUGAUAGAACAGCCGGCAGGUGCUGUGCACCGCGAAUUGUGAUUGACUUGUGUACAGAGUCGGGUCGCAAGCAAUUCCAGGAGAUUUUGACCGAAGAAAAUUUGAUCUAUGUUCAUUUUUAUCCGCCCUGUAAUACUACAAGCCGCGCCAGGUUGCGUCAAUUUGCAGGAGCCCCUGCAAUCCUGCGGAACGAAUCACAUCCCGAUGGAGUUCCAGGGUUGGGGCUAGCCGAUCGUACUAGAGUGAGUGAUGCCAAUGCUUACCUGCGUGCUGUGGCUGCAGCUUGCAAAACAUGUCACGAACGCGGAGUGCUUUUCAGCAUCUGCAAUCCAGAGUCAAGUUUCGUGUGGGCUACCAAACCUUUGCGACUUUUGCUUCAGGAAGUUCCUCUCUUCACGACGCACUUUCACCUUUGCAGCUACGACUCGCCCUUCAAAAAGGCUAUGCGAAUGUUGCACUCCCUGCCAAAAUUUUUGGAGUUGCAUCGUCCAUGUGCCGGUGGACAUGUACAUAAGUUUUGGUCUAAGGGUGUAGGCUGCAAGUUCGACCGUGAUUUGGAUUUUCCUUGGGGCUUGUGCAAAGCUAUGUCACAGCUUCUGCAAGAUCAACUGCUUGACAUGGGGGCCAAGCCUCUGCCUACUGACUUGAGUCAGGCAACACCCACCGUUGCAGCGGCCAGAGCUGUGGCUGGAUGGCAAAGCAAUAAGCGUGUCCUUCCUCUGGUUCCGGAGUUCAAACAUGUUGUGAACGUCCGUGGCAGCUUCACUGCUGCGUCUAUGCAUGGCCUUCAAGUAGGCUGCAAACUCCCUGCACCAUGGGAGGUACCUGCGUCUGCAAACGUUGACCCGUGCUUCGUGUCGUCCGUGCCACAAGGUGCCAAAGUCCUUCGCAUCCUCACGGUGCCGGGGGAUAGUUCAGAGGAUGCUUCUGACAACUUGAGUGCAGGCCAGGCCGACGGGCAAGACGACUCGCCGGCAGCCAGUUUUCUUCACCGUACAUGUUCGGACCUUCACUCUCCGCCUGAGGAUGCUCACCCUGCUGAGAAGCUUGCUUGCAUCAUGUUACGGUGGAACACUCGCUUCAGCCAAGAGGAGAUGCGAACUCUCUUGGACAUGUUGCCGCAAAAACAUCAGACCAGAGCCAGGGGGAGCUGUGAUGACCAAUCUAAUCAGUUUCUGUGCGGAGCCUAUGCUCAUGGGCCCAUGACGGGCUGCAAAAACUUGACGCGGGAUAUGCCUUGGUGCACUGCUGUGCUUUGCAAGCAUGUUCGCGAUAAUGCUCCGGGUUUUUGCUUCUCUGCUGUGGGCUAUCUGUGCAAUGUGCGCGCAGAAGCCCAUCGUGAUUUGCACAAUGAGCCAGGAACAAAAAACCUGAUCAUGGCAACGCAUGCUUGUGCUGGCGGAGGACUGUGGCUCGAGGAGGCAGGUGGACCUAUUGCAAUGAUCGUCGGGAAAACCCAACGUGCUGGGAGAUUUCACGACUUAGCAGUUGGGAGACCCUUUAUCUUUGAACCGAAGCGUUGGCAUGCCACUCAACCGUGGCGAGGUGACAGAGGAGUGAUCGUGGCAUACACCCCAGUGGGAGUGACCAAACUUGCGACUGCCGACAAAGGGUUCUUAGAAAACUUGGGUUUCCCCUUAGGCCCCUCUUGUGGUUCUAGUGAUGUGCCUCCCAGGGUCGCAAAAGUACAAAAAGGAAGUAUAACUUUCGGCGUGUACCAUGAGCCGGAGGAGUUCGUGGCGAGGGCGUUGAGCGUGCAACAUCCGUGUCACUUGGAAAGCCUUUUGCCAUCAGAGCUUGUCGAGGCCAUACGGGCGAAUCAUUCCAAAGAUGUUGCUACGCUUGGGCGAGAGCGAACUGAGAUGCUCAAGAAAUGGCUCGCUCGUGCUGAGGAGCUGGAAACUGCCGAAAGCCAGCUCAAGGGAUCCUUCAGCUCCCAUCGACGUCAAGUGUUGUGCAACAAGCGGCUGCUCUUGAUGAAAGAGAUGCUUGACAGUGUGGGACAUGAGGACGAGGACUUGAUAUCUGAUCUGUCAAAAGGUUUUGACUUAACCGGACCCCUGCCACGAUCUAACGCCUUUAAGAAUAAGUACCGCCCGGCAGCCAUGGCCGAGGAAACGCUUAGGAAAAGUGCGGGUUUAGUUAGGGGUCAGGUUUUGGCUUCGGUUAAAAGUUCAGGUGACGAGAUCGUGGAUCAAGGCGUGCUUGCAGCCACGGAGAAGGAGUUGACCAAAGGCUUCAUUGAGGGGCCGGUGAGUGCCAGCGACAUCCCUGAUGAUGGGACGGUCACUCAUCGCUUUGGAGUGAUUCAAGGAGAGACCGAGGAAGGUCCCAAAGUUAGACCAAUCGAUAAUUACUUGAGUUCGCUUGUAAAUUCGGUUGUAUCCCAAAGUGAACAAGUGCCCGUUCACACGUUAGACGUAGUUGCUGGCAUGUUGGCGAUGUGGUUGCACUUGUCUCCUUUGAAGUCCUUGCGUGCGGGACUUGUGUGCAAAUGUUGGGACCUCAGUGCCGCGUACAAGCAACUGCCGCUUAGUGACAAGAGUUUCGAAAAGGAUAGCUUUUUCGUAAUCUUCUGUCCCCGCACUCGCAAGCACGUCAUCUACAAGCAGCGGGUCAUGCCCUUCGGGGCAAAAGCCUCAGUGACCGCCUUUAUCCGUUGUGCGUUCGGGAUUUGGCGGUUGGGGGUAAAAAUGUUUGCCUUGGUCUGGAGUUUAUAUUUUGACGAUUUCCUAUCGGCCUGCAAGCCUGAGGAGCGCCGACAUGUGGAAGUCGUGAUCAGCACUCUGUUUCGGCUACUAGGUUGGGAUCUUUCACUAGAUAAACUUUUGCCUUACGACGUGUGCUGUAAAGUUCUUGGAAUCAAGAUUGACAUGUCUGAAGCUCGCCUGGGGCUCUUCAAGUUGGCGAACACCGAAAAGCGUGUGCUUGAGUUGACUGCUGCCUUGGACGAGGUCUUGUUAGCUGGCAGGUUGUCGCAUUCUGACUGCGAGAGGCUUCGUGGUAGGCUGCAGUUUGCUUCGGGCCAGUUGUUCGGUCGGAGGGCGAAGGUUGCUCUGCACCAGCUUAGCCGGCAUCACGGAGGUCGGCUGAGUGAGGUCACUUCCGAGGCGUGCCGCUUCUUGAGGCGUCUGGUUUCGUCAAACCAGAGCCGCUCGAUUAGUCGGCAACUGGGCAAUGUUGUGCAUGUGUAUGUGGAUGCAUCUUUCAGCGAUGAAGGCAAGCUUUGUGGCAUCGGGGGCAUGGCAUAUGACCAUAAAGGCUCCUUGCUCCAAUGGUUCGGUGAAAACCUUGAUGCUUCGCUUGUUUCCCAAGUCAUGACGUCCUUUGAGCGUGUCAAAGAGACUGUCAUCUUUGAGCUGGAGGCUUUGGCGGUAUAUGUUGCGCUGAAGUUUUUCUUCAAAGCUCUUAAGGGCAAGAAUGUGGUUGUGUUCACCGACAACGAAGGUGUUCACGGCGCCUUCGUAAAGUGCUGGACAGUGAGUCAGUUUGCAACGCAUGUUAUCGAUGCGGUAUGCGCGAUUGAGGAAAGCCUUGGCUUUAUGAUUUGGUACGAUCGAGUUCCAUCUGUGAGUAAUCCUUCGGAUCCGCUUUCGAGAGGAGUGUGGAACCUGCCGACACCUGUGCGUGUUAGGCCUGCGGCAAAGUUCUUCGAAAGCCUUCUUGAGGAGUCGAAGUCACGACCGAAGUGA
Symbiodinium sp. CCMP2592 is the source of this 7065-nucleotide messenger RNA. The record is from the annotation of a GenBank genome assembly. NCBI's taxonomy places the organism in Eukaryota, Dinophyceae, Suessiales, Symbiodiniaceae.